CUCCAUGCAUCCUCUUCUACAUCCCUCCUUCAGAUUAGUGGACUCCAACACACUAUUGUGCACCAGUCAUGCCCCAGGAGAAACAGUUGUCCAGGUACAAUGGAAAGAGAGACACACUAAUGGGACAUACAGUCUCAUCGGGGUGCAGAAUCCAAACCUGGGAACCCACGUUCUGCCUCCAUACAAGGAUAUGGUCAAACUAAACUCGAACAAUCUGAGCUUCACGUUGGAGAUUCACGAGGAGAAGGUGGUUUGCUGUGAAAUGAUAACGUACCCGCAAGGAAUGGUCCAGGAGACCUGCCUGACCACGGAUGAAGAUAAAGACACUCAACCUUUUCACCUGGAGCUUCUGGUGACCCUGGUGUUGGGCGGAAUCUUCGUCCUGGGAUCCUUUAUCAUAUUAUGCCACAUCUUCUGGACUCGGAACGGCGAAGCAUUCAAGUCGAGAGGCGGUGGAAUCCUCCAGGAGUGGAGGAGUAGGGAGACACCGUUGCCGUAUGAUGGGACCAGGAAUCUUGGAUAUAAUCAUUUGUCAUUGGCAAACCGUCCUAGCCAUGAGACUCUUCCACAUAGAAACAUCAGGCACCACAGACAGCCAUCUCAGAGGAACCAGCUCGUACCUGAAGUCCCCCCUAGAAGGUGCCAACGACAUGAUGUUCUGUCUUCAAACAACCAGCGGCCUUCUGAGAACCCUCCAGCUCUACCUGACCUUCCACAUGCCACAAUUCUUUUUGAGGAGACCUUUGGGACAUUUGUAGCUGCAUCCGUUUCAGAGACCAUCUACAGCAAGCACCAGCGCAAAAAAACACAGGUGGUCGAGCCUUCAUGGGGCAUAGAGGGGAGCACCUCCUCAUUUGAUAUAAAUGCAAGACCAUCAUGGCCCUCUGCCACAUCCCGUCCUGAAGAAGUUGCUCCACUACAGAAAAGCAUUUCUUCUCCACUAUCUACAAUUAACCCUAUGUAUCACAGCAGGAUACAGUGGAUGCCCCACCCCACGGGGAGCUUAAGACUAUAAACAAUGUAUAUAGCUAAUGCGAGAGCUGCUUUUUUUAUGCGUAUGUGGUCUUGGUCUAUCCUCUGGGUUGGAGAUGUCUUCGUAUAACAAAUGAGCUUCCCUUCCGGGAUCACACUGCUCUCCAGUAUAUGUGGUAUUACAUAUAAUCUGUGUCUCUAAAUUAGACAGUUUUCUCACUUUAAUACA
Molecule: messenger RNA, 1201 nt
Organism: Spea bombifrons (plains spadefoot toad)
Lineage: Eukaryota; Metazoa; Chordata; Amphibia; Anura; Pelobatidae
Exons: 3
Coding region: 5-1015 (336 amino acids)
Source: RefSeq, a predicted model, not a curated record